Molecule: messenger RNA, 1518 nt
Organism: Cladophialophora yegresii CBS 114405
Lineage: Eukaryota; Fungi; Ascomycota; Eurotiomycetes; Chaetothyriales; Herpotrichiellaceae
Exons: 1
Coding region: 1-1518 (505 amino acids)
Source: RefSeq, a predicted model, not a curated record
AUGAUCCCCAUCAUCCGCGUGCAGGACCUCGAAGCGUACCCUUCGUUCGCGAGCACGUGGGCCUAUAUCACUUCCAGCUUACUCGAGGCGGAUGGGUCGGGUAAAGCGGCGAAUGAAACUCGUGCGCGAGCUCGAGGGCGAGGGCGGAGUUGGGAGGGGAUUGGUCGUGGUCGUGGUCGUGGGUGGUAUGGAUCUGGACCUGCACCUGCACCGGGCGAGGGAGGAGGAGCUAGACAGGGAGAGCAGGAUAGGAGAAGAGGAGAUGGGCAGCACGAGGAGACGCGGGAAGGGGAGAGUGAUGGUAGUGGAAGUGAAAGUGGUGAUGGAGGUGAGGAGGGUAGGAGAGCAACAGACGCGCAGGAGGAGGACCGAGACGGGGAGAGUGAUGAUACUCGCGGGCCUCACUCUCAUGCGGUCCGCGACGGUGAGGAGAAUUGGUCGCUACCGUCGUCCUCGGCAGGUCUGGAAGAGCUGCUGCUUGCCGUGAGGGCGAGGCGUAUGAGAGAUGGUAUUUUGAGGGAGAUACUCUCCGAGGUUGCGUACUUGGACGAGGAUGAGGGCGUGGAAGAAGGAAGCAGGUCUGAAAAGUCAAGUCGGAUACCGGUGCCCGCUCCUGUGGGGACGAGGCUAGAGUACGAUCAGGAUAACACGAAUACUGACGCGGGAGAUGAGUCGGUGAAGGCUGCCUCUUCAGCUACGCAUGGGCAAGGUAAGGGAGGACUAUCGGUACGACUACCAACACGACUACGAGACCUUGCCCUGAUUAUCUCGGCGUACCUCGACGCCGCCGCUGGGCUGGAUGGGCGGUCUGAAUCUGGAGAAGAUGAAGAUCUUCUCUCCGAGGACAUUGACCUGUUCAGGGCCAGUAUCUCAAAUAUCGCAGAAGUGGUCUCCUUGCGGGCCAUCGCCAGCGAAUCCUCUCUCUCCGCACUCUCACAACUCGCUUCCGAACGAGAUGUCGACUCCCACCUGGGCCUCUCGUCGCUAUUUUCCUCCCUGCGGGUCCAGGUCGAGAAGUUGAAUGCUCUACGCACAAACGCCCUGCCAUCGUCCCUCGCUCGUCUGGCUUCGACGUUGCAUUCCCUGCUCACGCUGCAACGUACGCUUCUCCACCUCCAGCUUAGGUAUCUGGAGACGUCCAAACACGGGGUCCUUAGUCGGUAUAACGGAGCGAGGGUUGCCUUUCUGAGCACAGUUGCGCAGACCAUGGCAUUGAAGACGCAGGUUCUCGUGCUAGAGGCGUGGAUGAAGUUAGAUAUGUCUCCGGAGACGGAAGAAAAGAGGGCGUUGGCGAGAGCGAGGUCUCAGCAGAUGGAGAAAGAAGAACGCGAAAUAAAUGAACGGAUAAAGACGCUUGAGGGCGUGGUGGGCGAGUAUGAGGCAUUGGAUCCCGGUGGAAGGGGUGCUGCUGGGGGUGAGAUCAUGGCAAAGCUUGGAAGGAGAUAUGGAGAGAUUGAGGCGGAGAUGGAGACGGUGAAGAGGGAUAUUGACAUGUUGGAAAGAAAGCCGAGGACGUGA